AUGGCGACUCCAAAGCGGAAAGAAACCAUUUGCGAGGCAGCCAUUGUUGGUUUUUCCUUCAAUAAGGACCGCACGGAGGCAGUUUUUUCGCCGAACAACCACCUACUGUAUAUUGUUUCUUGCAAAGACAUAAAGGAUUGUAGUACAUGGGAAAUUUAUGCCACCUUGGAGCAUCACGAUCAAUCCGUUUCCGCCACUGCUUGGCAUGGCUCCACGAAUCGUAUUCUUUCAUGUUCACAGGACCGUACAGCCUUUGUGUGGCAGCGCAAUGUCAAAGGGAAGUGGAAGCCGCAAAUGGUUAUGCUGGAUGCAGGCGUAAAACGGGGUCUAACGAGUUGCGCAUGGAAUCAUUCUGGUUCAAAGAUUUAUGUGGGCUCUGCCGCCUCAAAUAUCGCUGUUGGACGCUUUGACGCGGAAAAUGAAUGGUGGAUAUGCCGUUUGCUUGAAGGACACACGAGUACAGUGACAGCGCUAGCACCGCAUCCAUCUGAUGACACACUUUUACUUUCUGGAGGCACUGACGGGAGGCUGAUGCUUAUCUCCACCUUCAUGAAGAAGUUGGAUGGCAAGAAGUCUUCCUCCUUUGGCCACGUCUAUUUAGAGAAGUGCUUUGGGGCAUGGGUACAUGCCAUCGCAUGGGCGCCAUCGGGUCAACGUUUUGCAGUUGCAACCCAUGAUAGUCGUGUACAUAUCUUUGAUAUACCCCCCGUUGACAAUAUUUCCGAGAGUAUCGACGAGGGCUUAGCUAUUUAUAGCGUUAGCUUGGCGAUACUUCCUCUCAAGUCGCUUGCAUUCGUGCUUGAGGAUCACCUUGUUGGGGGCGGUUUUGACUAUUUUCCGGCGCUUUUUCAACCGUCUAAAAAAGGGACCGGGUGGGCAAUGUCAGGCAAGUGGACCAUGACUCGGGUAAAGGGGGCAAAAACGGCGCAACAGAUUGCCCGUGAGAAGUUUCAGAACGAGGCACGCAUUGGUCAGGCGGAACUCCUUGAAGAAGAGCAGACACGCCACAAGAACACCAUCAAUGGUGUCUUGACGCUAAUUGACGAUGGGGCAGCCUUUAAAUCAGCGAUGGAAGGCCCCGUUUUUGCCACGGCGAGUCUUGAUGGGCGUGUUGAGGUUUGGACGAUACGCGACAUGAUUCCUAUCAUUUAG
This is a messenger RNA of Trypanosoma cruzi, 1152 nucleotides long. RefSeq names its product ARP2/3 complex subunit, putative. The record is from RefSeq and is a predicted model, not a curated record. Gene Ontology annotation, molecular function: actin filament binding. The transcript has a single exon. Gene Ontology annotation, biological process: Arp2/3 complex-mediated actin nucleation. NCBI's taxonomy places the organism in Eukaryota, Euglenozoa, Kinetoplastea, Trypanosomatida, Trypanosomatidae. Gene Ontology annotation, cellular component: actin cytoskeleton; Arp2/3 protein complex. The coding region runs from base 1 to 1152 and encodes 383 amino acids.